This is a messenger RNA of Wyeomyia smithii (pitcher-plant mosquito), 2546 nucleotides long. RefSeq lists its product as uncharacterized. The record is from RefSeq and is a predicted model, not a curated record. Lineage: Eukaryota; Metazoa; Arthropoda; Insecta; Diptera; Culicidae. The coding region runs from base 1188 to 2351 and encodes 387 amino acids. The transcript is spliced from 7 exons.
GGCUGAUUGUUCAGUAUCGUGACUACUUUGAUCGAGUUCACAGACAGAGCCAGCGCUUGUGUCGUGUGAUCGCGUAGGUUCGUGCCAAACGUGUUUGAUUCAUGCGAUCGGACGGAUCAUUCACCUGGGGCGCGUAUCGCUUUCGUAGUGCCCGGCGUUUAUAAUCGUAAAUCGCGAGCGAAAGGGUGAAACACAACAAGUGGUCUUGAGUUCUACAUUAUGUGUUAGUUUCACGCAGUCAUUUAGUAACCGCUUAGUUAUCUUCUGCUCGGCAGUUAAAUAUCUUGGCAGACAGUCAACGAUGGCAAAAUUUGAGCUAUUUGUCGGUUUUUAUGUGUAAUCGUGUAACAGUCCCGUCACGCGGCGAUUUCGCGCCUGUAUGUGAUUUGACGAGUGGCUUGAUGUGCUUUCACUAAACGCAACCGUAAACUUGUUCUGGCCUUGAGUCCGUACGCUCUGGUUAGCGAAGUGCUGCUACCUAGAUAAGCUUUAUCGUCGCGUCGUCAAUCAAUCGAAGGAGCAACCGGCAGUACGCGCCGCGCAUUUCAUCGGUUCAUAUUCAGGCACAUGAUGCAUCAGUACGAGAACAAAAGUGCUCUGUGAUGACACUGUUUAUGUGAUUUUUUUCAGUAGAUCUAGGCAAUUAGAUGAGGUUUUGUGCUGUGUACUUAGUAUGGACGAGGUGUCUGUGACCGUACGAAAAAUGCCACUUCGGUGCUAGAUUGGUGAAUCAACAAAAGCCCGCAGCAUUGUGUAUUCCCCCGUUGACGUACAAGUUCACAAUAUAGGGGUUUUUGUGUAUGCGGAUUUUCUUCGUCCAAAGCUCAAAUCAAAAACUUUAUCGCCGGCGAUGUAGCGUAUCGACAUGAGGCAGUGUCACAGCCACAAAGGCAACAGAAGAAGAAAAGUAAAAUAGACUGCGAACUGAGCGCUAAAUCGUCACUGCUUUUUAUCACAAUGUUAUUUGCUCUGGUGGCCGAAAAAACAGGUUGAGUGCAAAUUGCACCUGACAGUAGCGCCUUGAUCGUGUUCGAUUGUGAUAGCUGAUGCUUUCUAGGUUUUAGGAAGAAGAAAAAGUGUACAUUUCGUAGUGCUUAUUGUUUUUGUAUUUCUAAUUGAUAACUUGUUGCGAGUUAUCAUCUCAAACUCUUAACUAAUUAUACGUGCUUAUAAAGUGACAACGAAAAAUGUGCCGAUGCUGUCAAAGUUGCUGGGAAGAGCUGUAUUGGAACUGCAUAGAGGAAAGGUUUUGCUACGAUGAAACAAUUGCUCACUACGACCCAGAGGAAGAUGAGUACGCUUCGCAGAAAAAAGCCAAAAAUGGAUUUUACAAUCCGGAGGAGUCGAUGGAAAACAAUAAUGCUCCGAUCUGCAGGCAGCCAGCUGGAUUGGCUCGAAACAUGUCCAUGAGUUCAAAGGUCCACGAGGAUGACUUGCGUCGCGAAAUUCAAACCAACGUACCGAUGCUGGCACCGGAGGUUAUGGCCGUAUUCGCUCACUCGCAGAUCUUCCAGGAGCAUGCUCCCCCGAAAUCGACUUUGAAAAGUCCUGCUUCGGUCAAGUUUGCCAUUUCGUCGGAUUCUUCAUCGAUUGAUACGCUGGUAUCACCUUUCGCGGCAAAACCGGACCCCGGAAGCACAGAGAGCAAACGGGAGGAUGACUCCGAUAAGCUUUUGAAACGCCUCGAAGGAUCUCGGCAGGAUAUACGCGAGAGUCGGCUAGGCCCAACCGUAAUCAUUCCGGAAAUCGUUGAAGAAGAUCAAGAUAACGAGGUUAUUCUACGCCCGCCGCGAAGUCUCAUUGAAGCAUCCACUUCGUUCUCCAGUUCAGCAGUUGGCUUAGACAAAACCCUGUCUACGCUACAAGCAACACAGCCAUACUUUUCUGUGCGUCCUGCCAGCGAGAACGAUAUCUUCACCAUUUCAACAGCAAGCAGUGGUUACAAUGCUAUCAGUAUGACUCCGGAGGUUCCUGCCAUAUCAUAUUCAAACCUUCCAAAGAACUAUCUGGAAACACCGACAGUGGAUAAAUACCGCGAAUCGGUCAGCUUGUACUCCAUACAAACGGCGAGCGUUAUGGCCGAGAAGGACUAUUCGAUGCCCAGAUAUUACCGCAAGUCGGACCUAUUCGUCAAUCGCACGGAUCGGAGCAAUUCGGAAUUGGCAAAUUCUAGCUCUUCGGUCACUACUACUCCGGCACGACAAGCAGAAAAAAGCAAACGAUUGAUGAACAUACGGACAGCAUUACCGCCACUCAAUCUAACACUAAUCAGAGGAACCUCUUCAGCCAAUUUAAAAGAACGUGAAAGAGAAGCCAAGGAGAAGGAUAAACUUAAAGCAAAACAGUAUUAGCUUGUAGCAACUAAACUGUACUUAUUGUUACGGACAGACCUGGGUGCCUGGGAAGUUACACUAUUGUUAUACGGAUGUAGUUGGCACCGAAAUAGCUGUAUAUUUUACUUAAAAUUUAAAACAUACCACUUAAGAAAAUAAAACUUAGCUUUUUAAAUUUUGUGCCACAUCUUUAAUAAAUAUAUUGUUUGGAAA